AUCGAUCACCGAUCGCCGCAGAAAUGUCGAACUUCAAAAAGAUUGUGUUGAAAAGUUCCGAUGAUCAAACAUUCGAGAUGGAUGAAAUCGUUGCACAUCAAUCGCAAACGCUGCGGCACAUGAUCGAAGAUAGUUGCGCCGAUACCGUCAUUCCUGUUCCCAAUAUCACCGGCAAGAUUAUGGCCAAGGUUAUUGAGUAUUGUAAUCGACACGCCGAAACACCCAAAUCCGAAGAAAAGACUUUUGAUGAAGAACUCAAGAAAUUUGAUGAAGAUUUCGUUCAAGUCGAUCAGGGCAUUCUCUUUGAUCUUAUUCUGGCUGCAAAUUACUUGGAGAUAAAAACCCUACUGGAUUUAACAUGUGAGGCUGUGGCAGAGAUGAUUAAGGGAAAGACUCCUGAAGAGAUUCGUAUGACUUUUAAUAUCAAGAAUGAUUUUACUCCAGAGGAAGAAGAAGAAGUUCGAAAGGAGAAUGCUUGGGCUUUUGAGUAAUCUUUAGAUAUAAGAAUGAUUGUAAUUAUUAUACUAUGCAUCCAAGAUAUUAAGUUUCUCUGCUUAAUUUUCUGUCUUUUCUUUUUGGAACAUUGUUUGGUUUCUUCAAUAAUCCAAGUUAAAUCUUGUUGUUAUCUUUCAAUUAGUUAUAUCUAUGCUUAUUUUUCUUCUUUAUAUAAUCAAGUUGUUG
Impatiens glandulifera is the source of this 681-nucleotide messenger RNA. RefSeq names its product SKP1-like protein 1B. Gene Ontology annotation, molecular function: cullin family protein binding. Gene Ontology annotation, biological process: SCF-dependent proteasomal ubiquitin-dependent protein catabolic process. NCBI's taxonomy places the organism in Eukaryota, Viridiplantae, Streptophyta, Magnoliopsida, Ericales, Balsaminaceae. Gene Ontology annotation, cellular component: cytoplasm; nucleus. The transcript has 2 exons. The record is from RefSeq and is a predicted model, not a curated record. The coding region runs from base 24 to 491 and encodes 155 amino acids.